AUGUCGGCGCAACUUGCAAAUCUAGUGGGCAAGAAGAUUCUCGCAGAAUCCGCCCGGAAUCAUUUUGGACAAGAGGACCCCUAUUUCGAAGAGGUUCCCGCGUCACGCUUGAAUCGCGCCUUCGGGAAGAAAACACAAAAGCGACGCAAAGCAGUCCCUCCCGGCCUGUCGCAGAACGACAGCAAGGUUCUGACGCAAGUGAAAAGAAGAGCAUAUCGCUUGGACUUAUGUCUCUUUAGCCUGUGUGGAAUCCGAUUCGGAUGGGGAAGUGUUAUAGGUCUAUUCCCAUUUAUUGGAGAUGGAGCAGACGCAGCAUUGGCUUUAAUGGUGGUGCACACCUGUGACAAAAUCGACGGGGGCCUCCCAUCGCGGCUGCGAAUGAUGAUGCUCAUGAAUAUCGUGAUCGACUUCUUUAUCGGCCUGGUUCCUUUCAUUGGUGACGUUGCUGAUGCCGUGUACAAAUGCAACACGCGGAAUGCCGUGCUUCUGGAAAAACAUUUGCGGGAAAAAGGGGCCAAGGCGCUUGCCAAACAAGAGAGGAGGCAGGAUACAGCGGAUAUGAGCUUGCCGGACGAGUUCGACCGCUAUGACGAUGAUACUUCGGGUGAGCCAUCUAGCCACAAAGGCCAGCCGCACAGUAGGAACACUGAUGGACCAGCGAAGCCUCAAGCAGCACGGGAUCCCAAGAAAAGCCGUUCACAAGGCAGAUGGUUCGGAGGAAGAGCCCAACCGGAGGAUGACCUUGAGACUGGAGUGAUCGAUAACUCCCGGCCCUCUCGGCGGCAUUGA
Messenger RNA from Aspergillus costaricaensis CBS 115574, 789 nucleotides. RefSeq names its product DUF4112 domain-containing protein. The transcript is spliced from 3 exons. NCBI's taxonomy places the organism in Eukaryota, Fungi, Ascomycota, Eurotiomycetes, Eurotiales, Aspergillaceae. The record is from RefSeq and is a predicted model, not a curated record. The coding region runs from base 1 to 789 and encodes 262 amino acids.